AUGCGUCAUUUCUUAUGGUUUGCUUAUUCAUUACCAUGUUUUGCACUAUUUUCUUGUGUUGGUUUAUCUCUCUUAAAAGAUUUCGAAAAAUCAACUCGUACACAUUGUAAUGUAUUUAAUUUUCUUCCAUCUAUAUCAGCAUCAAUUGGGGAUUGUGAACCUCAACGUUACAUUUGGCGUUUGUGUUUUGCCUUAGAUAGUAUUCCUCGUUAUUUAAUUGGUUAUUUACAAUUCAGACGUUUAUUAAAUCGUCAUCAUAUGCUUUUACCAGAACUUUAUCCUUUAGUUCAAAUAACAAAUAGUUUAAUACAUUUUCUUGAAUUAACAUUUCUUCUUUUAUUAACAUAUAUUUCAUCAAAUGAAAUAAAAUGGAUACAUGAAAGUUCAUUUGUUGGCUUUAUGAUUUGUUCAUUAUUACAUAUGCUUCUUACUGUAUUAAUUGAUUAUUUUUGGCCACGAACAAAAAAUUUUCGUUUAAGUGAUCAAGAAAGUCAAACACGUGCAAAACGAUUAAAAUGGUUUAUUAUUAAUAUCGGAUCUUUUUUUAUUUCACUCUAUUUUUAUUUUCGACAUAAUGAAAUGUGUGAACCAAAUAUAUAUUCAAUGUAUUGUCUUUUUGAAUAUUUUGUUGUAUUAACAAAUAUUGCUUAUCAUUCUGUUGUUAUGGAUGAAUGGGAUCAACAAGCAGGACAAAUACAAUUUUUUUAUUAA
Rotaria sp. Silwood1 is the source of this 711-nucleotide messenger RNA. NCBI's taxonomy places the organism in Eukaryota, Metazoa, Rotifera, Eurotatoria, Philodinida, Philodinidae. The record is from the annotation of a GenBank genome assembly.